Molecule: messenger RNA, 2285 nt
Organism: Capsicum annuum
Lineage: Eukaryota; Viridiplantae; Streptophyta; Magnoliopsida; Solanales; Solanaceae
Product: zinc finger CCCH domain-containing protein 13
Exons: 12
Coding region: 848-2080 (410 amino acids)
Molecular function (GO): metal ion binding
Source: RefSeq, a predicted model, not a curated record
GUCCAUCCGGUGUAGUGUGUUAUGGUGGUCUGGAGAACUAGGGUUUUGUGAUUUUCCUCUGUUAUAUCGAUCCAUUUUCUAUUUUGAGCUAUUCAUCUAUUUAUCGUCAGAGUAUAUAGUAAUUCCAAUGGUGGAUAGGAAGGUGUACAAAACGAAGCUAUGUGUACUUCAUCAGAGAGGUCGUUGUCAUCGACAGACUUGUUCUUUCGCUCAUGGCAAUGCUGAACUCCGUCGCGUCUCCAAUUUCGGUCCCGAAAGGAAUUUGCUGGUUGCUUUAUCUUUGUGCUGCUUAUGGUAUUUUUCUCAGCAUCUUGGUUUAUCAUAUUGCAUCUUGAAGCAGCAGCGCAUGAGGGAUCAGAAUAUGUUUCUCUGGACAUAGUGUCUUCCAUAUAUAUAUUUACUUAUCCGCCAGCUUGAUGAACCAUACCAAUGCUGUGUCCUAGUAAUUUCUUCACUCAUAUAUUCCUCGAGAAUAUGGUGUUCCCUUCUCGUGACUUCUGUUUGAAUGAAUCUGCGAAGGAACCUGUUGGAUGGUAUUUUGGUCCAAGAAGGCCCAUCUAUUAUCCUAUAUUUGUCAUGCGGUUUGGAUCAUACAUAUCCUUUUGAUAUGGCUGCUAGCAGAAAUAUUUGCCGUACCAAUUUUUUUUACUGAGCAAGAUGCAAGGAUAUGUCUAAUACCUGUUCUGUUGGUUCUAUGAUAUUUGAAGCUCUCCUGGGUAAACGCUCAAAAAACUGGUAUUCUAUUUCUGUUUAUUGUAUGAGAGCAGUAGUUUCUAUGGCUCCUUUUGGAACUCACAGGAAGGCAGUAUAAAUAUUCGCUGUUAUGUUUCUCUUGUAGUUCUGAUGUAUGGAAAGGCGAGAUUUUCGUGGUCGUGACCUGAGAGAGAAGCUUGAUAGAAGGCAUUCUCCAGUGGGCAGAUACUCCUCGGAUAGACGGCAUUCUCCAGUGGGCAGAUACUCCUCUGAUAGACGGCAUUCUCCAGUGGGAAGAUACUCCUCUGAUAGAGAUGCGCGAGAGAGACAUGCAUCCCGUGCGCACAGUUCUACUGAUUCUGCUGGGAGGAAAAAAAUGGCAUACUCCAGUGAUAGAAGCCGCAGGAUGAAACAUCAUUCGGAUGGUCAAAGUGACAUCUCUGGAAGUUUGAACAUGUCAGAUGGGUCAGGAGAUCAUGUGAAGGAGAAAAAACAUUUAUCUUCCAAUUCCAAAGAUGUCCUUAAGCUUAGGCAGCUGCAAUCCGAAAUCAAUUUGUUGGAUGAGCAAAAACGAGAAUUGGAGAUCUACCUUGAAGAGACAACUUGUCAGGCAGAAAGUCUAUCUUCAAAGAUUCAGGACCUUGAGAUGGAGCUUUUCAAGGAAAAGGAUGAAUGUAAAAGGAUUACUUCGAAGAUGAAGAAGUUCAUUGAAGCAUAUAAUAAUCACUCACGGUUAGAAGGUGAACUAAAGAGGUCAGAAGCUCAGCUUCAAAAGCUCGCUAAUAAACUCAGCUCAGAUUUCGUCAGAACCGGUGCAAGUGGAGAGGAUUCUGCCAUCAAUAUUAUUGAUGGGGGGAUGGCUGGUAAUCAUUUUAGCUCGUUGAAUGAGCAGCAGAAGGAUACUUCACCUACCAAGAAAAGGCCAAGAAUUUAUCGUGAAGCUGAUGAAACCUCAAACCAAGCUUCAACAAAAGGAAAAGGAAAUGCUUCACAGAGGAUUGCUUAUCCUUUUCAGCUGAAUAAUGAGAAGAAAGACGAGGCAGAGUUCAAUUCUGAGAAUGCUUAUAAGACCUUAGUGGGUGAAGAGAAGAUUAAGAAGGGAAUAAACUUUUCCAGUGACAUGUCUCUCACAAACAAGCCCAAAGCUUCUGAUAUUGCCGUUGUGUUGCCAUCAACAAGCAUGGCUGCUCAUGCAGCCGAUGAAGAUGUCGAAGUUGUUGACAUGGAAGACAAACUUGAAGUAGCUGGGAAGGGAACUCCUUCUGGUAUCCCGGAGUACCCUUUUCUUCCACCACCUCCUCCUCUCCCUCCAGGUGCUUGUUUACAGUAUAGCCGCGAUGAUGCAUAUGGAGUUGAUGAAGAGAUGUUGGAGGUAGAUGUUGUUUAGCAUAGUGAUCAAUAUGUUGCCAUUAUAAGAGGACUAGAACGCAGCUGUUGCAUAUGUAGGGGAAGAAUAGAGCUACACAUACAAGUUUUAUGGAUACUAAAUUAAGGUUUUAUGGAUACUAAAUUAAGGAUUAUGCUUUUGAAUGAGUACCAGAUUUCUUUUUGUAUAGCAAGGUUGAUAAUUCGAGACCAGUGGUUUUGUUUGA